This is a messenger RNA of Physeter macrocephalus (sperm whale), 2898 nucleotides long. RefSeq names its product kinase suppressor of ras 2 (gene KSR2). Gene Ontology annotation, biological process: calcium-mediated signaling; Ras protein signal transduction; protein phosphorylation. NCBI's taxonomy places the organism in Eukaryota, Metazoa, Chordata, Mammalia, Artiodactyla, Physeteridae. The record is from RefSeq and is a predicted model, not a curated record. Gene Ontology annotation, molecular function: protein kinase activity; ATP binding. Gene Ontology annotation, cellular component: cytoplasm; plasma membrane; cytosol. The transcript is spliced from 19 exons. The coding region runs from base 1 to 2898 and encodes 965 amino acids.
AUGGAUGAGGAAAACAUGACGAAAAGCGAGGACCAGCAGCCUCUGAGUUUGCAAAAAGCCUUACAGCAGUGCGAGUUGGUCCAAAACAUGAUAGACCUGAGCAUCUCCAACCUGGAAGGGCUUAGGACCAAAUGUGCUACUUCCAACGACCUCACACAAAAAGAAAUCCGGACCCUGGAGAGCAAGCUGGUGAAGUACUUCAGCCGGCAGCUGUCCUGCAAAAAGAAGGUAGCCCUGCAGGAACGCAAUGCCGAGCUGGACGGCUUCCCCCAGCUCCGGCACUGGUUCCGGAUCGUCGACGUGCGGAAGGAAGUCCUGGAGGAGAUCACCCCGGGCCAACUGAGUCUGGAGGACCUCUUGGAGAUGACGGACGAGCAGGUGUGCGAGACCGUGGAGAAAUACGGGGCCAACCGGGAGGAAUGUGCCCGCCUCAAUGCCUCCCUCUCCUGCCUCCGGAACGUCCACAUGUCAGGAGGCAACCUUUCCAAACAAGACUGGACCAUCCAGUGGCCCACCACGGAGACGGGGAAGGAGAACAACCCCGUGUGCCCCCCGGAGCCGACCCCGUGGAUCCGCACCCACCUCUCCCAGAGCCCCAGGGUCCAGUCCAAGUGCGUCCAGCACCACUGUCACGCCAGCCCCAGCCUGGGGGCCCCCGUGUACACCCACGUGGACAGGCUCACGGUGGACGCCUACCCGGGCCUGUGCCCGCCCCUGCCACUGGAGUCGGGCCACCGGUCCCUGCCUCCGUCGCCCCGGCAGCGGCACACGGUCCGCACCCCGCCGCGCACCCCCAACAUCGUCACCACCGUGACCCCGCCCGGCACGCCACCCAUGAGGAGGAAGAACAAGCUGAAGCCCCCGGGGACCCCGCCGCCCUCCUCCCGGAAGCUGAUCCACCUGAUCCCGGGUUUCACGUCCCUGCAUCGGAGCAAGUCCCACGAGUUCCAGCUGGGUCACCGCGUAGACGAGGCCCACACGCCCAAAGCCAAGAAGAAAAGCAAGCCGUUGAACCUCAAGAUCCACAGCAGCGUGGGCAGCUGUGAGAAUAUCCCCUCCCAGCAGCGCUCCCCGCUGCUGUCCGAGCGCUCCCUCCGCUCCUUCUUCGUGGGACACGCGCCCUUCCUGCCCUCCACCCCUCCCGUCCACUCCGAGGCCAACUUCUCCUCAAACACACUGUCAGUGCCACGCUGGUCCCCACAGAUCCCUCGCAGAGACCUCGGCAACUCCAUCAAGCACAGGUUUUCCACGAAGUACUGGAUGUCUCAGACAUGCACAGUCUGUGGGAAGGGGAUGCUUUUUGGCCUCAAGUGUAAAAACUGCAAGUUAAAGUGCCACAACAAAUGCACCAAAGAAGCCCCACCCUGUCAUCUCCUGAUCAUCCACCGAGGAGAGCAAAAGUGGUACUUAAAUUCCCAAAUCGCUGUUUUUACCCCUACGGAUCCAGCAAGGUUAGUCCGGACAGAGUCCGUUCCGUGUGACAUCAACAACCCUCUACGAAAGCCACCCCGGUAUUCGGACCUGCACAUCAGCCAGACGCUCCCAAAAACCAACAAAAUCAACAAGGACCACAUCCCUGUUCCUUACCAGCCAGACUCUAGCAGCAAUCCCUCGUCCACAACGUCCUCCACGCCCUCCUCGCCAGCACCCCCGCUCCCUCCCAGUGCCACGCCGCCUUCUCCCCUACACCCUUCUCCGCAGUGCACAAGGCAGCAGAAGAACCUCAACCUGCCAGCGUCCCACUACUACAAAUACAGGCAGCAGUUCAUUUUCCCAGAUGUGGUGCCGGUGCCAGAGACGCCGACCCGGGCGCCCCAGGUCAUCCUGCAUCCAGUGACCUCGAAUCCAAUCUUGGAAGGAAAUCCAUUACUUCAAAUUGAAGUGGAGCCAACCUCAGAGAACGAGGAGGGUCACGACGAGGCCGAGGCAUCGGAGGAUGACUUUGAGGAGAUGAACCUGGCCCUCCUCUCGGCCCGGAGCUUCCCGCGCAAGGCCAGCCAGACCAGCAUCUUCCUUCAGGAGUGGGACAUCCCCUUUGAGCAGCUGGAGAUCGGCGAGCUCAUCGGAAAGGGCCGCUUCGGGCAGGUGUACCAUGGCCGCUGGCACGGGGAGGUGGCCAUCCGGCUGAUCGACAUUGAGAGGGAUAAUGAGGGGCAGCUCAAGGCCUUCAAGCGCGAGGUGAUGGCCUACAGGCAGACGCGGCACGAGAACGUGGUGCUCUUCAUGGGCGCCUGCAUGAGCCCGCCGCACCUGGCCAUCAUCACCAGCCUCUGUAAGGGCCGGACACUCUAUUCUGUGGUGAGGGAUGCCAAGAUCGUCUUGGAUGUCAACAAAACGAGGCAGAUUGCCCAAGAAAUUGUGAAGGGCAUGGGCUACCUCCACGCCAAGGGAAUCCUGCACAAGGACCUCAAGUCCAAGAACGUCUUCUACGACAACGGCAAAGUGGUGAUCACAGACUUCGGGCUCUUCAGCAUUUCCGGGGUGCUGCAGGCUGGCAGGCGUGAUGACAAGCUGCGCAUCCAGAGCGGCUGGCUGUGCCACUUGGCCCCGGAGAUCAUCCGCCAGCUGUCUCCCGACACAGAGGAAGACAAGCUCCCCUUCUCCAAACACUCGGACGUCUUUGCGCUCGGGACAAUCUGGUAUGAGCUCCAUGCCAGAGAGUGGCCUUUCAAGACCCAACCAGCAGAGGCAAUAAUCUGGCAAAUGGGCACAGGCAUGAAACCCAACCUCAGCCAGAUCGGCAUGGGAAAAGAGAUCUCGGACAUUCUUCUCUUCUGCUGGGCCUUUGAACAAGAAGAGAGACCUACCUUUACCAAGCUCAUGGACAUGCUGGAGAAACUGCCAAAGCGAAACCGCCGCCUGUCUCACCCUGGACAUUUCUGGAAGUCUGCAGAGUAA